Messenger RNA from Acanthoscelides obtectus, 2073 nucleotides. Lineage: Eukaryota; Metazoa; Arthropoda; Insecta; Coleoptera; Chrysomelidae. The record is from the annotation of a GenBank genome assembly.
GUUGUCUGCUUCACAUAGGAUGCCCAUAUAUUAAUCGAUAUAGUUUCUUAUUUUUCAGGAUGAAGAUGACGACGGUGAUGGUUACAAUUUUGAAAUACCGGAACUCUUGAAUAUAAAAAGUGUCUAUAAAUAUGACCCACUUGCGUCAUUGAGACCUGAAGAAAAACUUGUUAUAGACUCUUGUCACGAUCUAGAUUUGAAAAAACUGUUGCUCUUAAACAGAACCAGGCGUCUACAUCUGAUCAAGCUUUAUAAGAAACUGAAAGAUCUGCUGAUUGAGUGCAAGCAGAAUAUUAUUGAGAAACAUGAACUUGUGAAGAAAGCCAAAAACAUGAAAUUACAGCAGAUCUAUUCAAAAUCCUGGAGAUUGGGAGCGCCAUAUUUCAAAGAUACGCAGUACUACUUCUCACCUCUAAAUGUUGAUACCCUUCGGAAGAAGGAGAACAACGAGUUGUCAGUCUAUGAUUUUGUGAUGACACAGAAAUGGAGUUCGACAGAUUGCGAAAAAAUGGUUUCGUCUGUUACGUUCAACUAUAACCUCAAUCUACAGAUGGCGAUCAAGAAGGAAAUUGCCACCCUGACAAGGAAUGGAAUUACAAAUGGUGACAAUGAACAGAUUAGGGAGCUCCAGCGGCAGUUGGAACGUUUCGAUGAUAACAAAACUGAGUGGCCACCAUUGAACUCCGAUGAACACAUUGAUUGGGAAAGAAUUUCGGAAAAAUUCCUCAACACUAAAUACUCUGCGUUCGAAUGCCGUUCUUUCUGGCACAUGUACUUGCACCCUAAAAUUAACAAGAACCAAUGGACAGCUAAAGAAGACUCAAACUUGAAGCAGCUGGUAACGAAAUAUCGUUUCCAAAAUUGGUCGGAAAUAAGCGAGUCACUUGGUUCUAAACGAACCUGCCUGCAAGUUUGUAAGCAUUACUUCACAGACCUUCACAGGCAUUUCAAAGUGGGGUCAUUCACACAAGAAGAGGACGACCUCCUGAUAUCUUUGAUAAGAAAGUAUCAAAUGGGAAAUCAUAUUCCUUGGGCGAAAAUUGUGAAGCAUUUCAAAGAUAGAAAACGAACUCAACUAUAUCAACGGUAUGUAUUACACAAUUACAUUUCGCAGCUGCAAAUCGUAACAAAACUGUGUUUCAAAAUUGUAGCAGCCUGGAGUAUGUUAGUGGUUAUUCCUGUAGAUCAUAUAUAAAUAUGAGAUUGUUACACUUUUAUAUAUAGAAAUUCGGUGGAAUAUGCGAGAUCUUACAACAGUAUGUAUUAUUAAAAUUUUGCGCUAUCAUGACGAAUAGUGCUUUUUGUAUGUUAAAAUAACAAUGUCAAUAACAUAAGCUCUUAUAUCACUCAUAUCUACUUAAUCUGGAAAUAUUCAGAAGAAAAACAUAUAUUGCAAAUACCUACAUAUCUAUUUAUUAUAUAAAUCUCAUACAUUUUUCUACAGACAAAUCAGUAUUAACAUACAUCAUUAUGGACCAAUGUUUUCAUUGCCCAGCCGUUGUUGACACCUGCAUAAAUAAAAGAUAAGGAAACAAUUGAAUUGUGUAGAUAUGCUUUUACAUUUCACAGAUUUCUUUUAAACGCGCUUUUAUAAACUUGACCUGUAUGUAUGUAACGGAAUCUUUGAACAAUUAUAAUUUUCGCCAAUUUCCAGAAGUUUGAUUAAACUGAAACUUCGCACAUCUACCAAGGGCCGAUGACAAUGCAAUAAUUUGAUGACAGUUUUCCAUUACUCUUAUUAGGAACGCCAGGAUUAAUAAAUUCUUUUAUAGGGAAGUAAGAGAGAUAGAGCUAGUGCGCGAUCUGCGCCGUGAUUCAAAAAGGCUUCUUAUUCACAACAAAAUGAUCAGAACAUAAAUUUCAAUCUAUUUAUUUUACAGAACAAAAUUUGGUAAACAGCAAAGCUUUGAAUUUAAUACGAUCAAAGAAUUUGUAAUUAUAAAGUCUUAUUGAUUAAAAUACAAAUAACGAAUAUGAAUUUGAAAAGAACUAAUUGAUAAAUCGAACUAAGAAAUGAAAAAUAAAUAAUAGUUUAAAAAAACUAAAAGAUCACGCUUUUAUAGCUAACCGAAC